UCGGGACUCCCUCUCCGCUGCUCAGUGGUGCUACAGAUGCAGCAGCGGAGCGGAGCGCCACGCUCAACGUCUGACAUUACACACGGAUCUCUACACGUUUACUGGAUUUGGGAAUCAAACAAAGUGGAUGACCUGGGUAUAUAAGGGGUCUCCACAGCUGAGGUUAGGACGAGGACGCGAUCCGCUUCUUCUCCACCUGCCCAUCAUCGGACCGAGUGCCCUGGUGCCGGCCACCCUCGGGUCGUCUCAUCCAGGACGGGUGCCAAAACAAUAAGUCUUGACCUGCCGCCCCUGAGAAGACCUGCGCUAAACAAAUAUUUGGGGCCAUUGUAUCUCAUUUCACCGGGCAGCCACCACCAAGAAGAUCAACAGUGAAGGGUGCAGUUAAGAGACGAAACGAGAGAAGCGAAGAGAGGGGGAGGAAGAAGUAACCCUUCCAAAGUGCACCCCUGCCUAUUUCUGCCACGCUGUGGGCAGGGAGCAUCUUAUUUGGGAGCUCUGCUGGCUGACAAAAAAAGCACUUCCCCAUUGCCUGCCUGGUCAGAUGCCUGGGUAAAUGCUAGAUAGAGAUAUCAAUUAGUCUGAGUUCUUCCACCGCCCAACAAAGAGACUGUGAGCUAUCUAUAGAAAACAUAGCAACAAACUUGGACUUUGCGGUCACUUGAAUUACCACUUCUUCAUAACCCUUUCAGAAAGUUUCGAGAGCUGUGAGAAACAGGAAUGAGAGUCGCUGCGAUUUUUCACUUUUAGAAACUUCUCCAAAGCCAACAGCAGCUCACUGUGGGGACCGGAAGCUCAGAGCCAGUUUAGAAGCUGCAGUUUUGAUGUCUUUCCCAGCUCAGUAAGGUAACAUGAAACCCCUCACUCCAAUUGGGUCCCCCUCUCCUCUCAGGCUGCUGAACAAGGGUCCGGAUUACCUACGCAGGCAGAUCGACGGUGGGGGUCACGGCCGUUCGGUCAGCGCUGUGGAGAGGCUUGAGGCCGACAAAGCCAAAUACGUCAAGAGUCAGCAGGUGAUCAACACCAAACAAGAACCUGUGCUUGUGCCCUGUGCCACGCCACCACCGCAGCCUCGGAGAGCCAUCUCUGUCCCCGGUAGCUUGACCCCUCGCUCUUCCCCGCGGCGGUCCAACACCCCCUUCUCCACUCUCUCUGGCUCCUUCACCUCAAAAGACGAAAAUGAAAAUGAUGAUGCCAGAAAGGAGAACAGACAGACUUCUACUGACAUCAAAACACACAACAGGAGCAACGUGAGCAAAGUUAUGCCUCCAAGUCCCAGGACGCCUGGAAUCAACGGCCUGGUAGCGCCACACAGUGCCCCAGUUCUCAGAAGGAGUACAGGCAAGCGCAUGCUGAGGCCAGACUCCCUGUUAAUAUACAGGCAGAAGAAAGAGUGCAAAAGCCCCAACAGCUCCACACUGGGAGAGACCAAUAACAUGGAGCUGAAGGGAUACAGUUUUGUACGUCGCCUCUUCCAGGGUUCAAUGAGAGAAAAGAGCGGCGGAGGAGAAAGAGUUCAGAAGAUGGUGAUAGGUGACGAGAAAGCACCCUCACGGGAUGGGGACUCUAGAAUGUCUUGGACCAACGACAAAGAUGUCACAGAUGGAGGACCAAUGAGUCGAAGGUCAAGCAAGACAGACCAAGAACGCACCCCAGAGUCUAUCCAAAGUCCAGGUUUUAACUGCACGUUAGAAAACACAAAGAAUGGUUUUAUUAAUGGCGCCACCGACCAAACAGACAUUAGGCACGAUGAUGAGAGUGAUCCAUGGAAGCGUGCUUUCCCGAUGCCACAGAGAAGGCAGUUUGGAGAGCUGCUGCGCUCCAAGUCAGACCUGCGGUUGCGCUGUUCGGUAGCUUUGUCAGAGCAGGAGCAUUUCUUUGACUUCUGUGGACUGGACAUGGACAUGAUAGAGCGUCUGGGCCGGGAGAACUUCCUCUCUUACGCCAGCUCAAUAGACACACUUUCCUUGGCUCUGCGGAGCGUAGGAGGGGACGGCUGUGGCGGCUCAGAGCCCAGCGAGUUUUCCCGUCACUCAGGAGACGGACUGUUUCAGGAAGAACUGGCAGAGCAGCUUCCCACUGGCGUGUCCAUCAUCGAGAGAAAUGCCCGCGUCAUUAAGUGGCUGUAUGGGUGCAAGAAUGCAGCUCAGGAAGGACCCAAAGAGUCAACUGUAUAGUAUGAGGAUUGAAGAUUUGCAGUUGGAACCAGAAGUUUGCAUACACUGUACACAGUCUUUAUAUUUCCCCGACAUUUGAUUUGUAUUCUCCCAAUAUUUUGCUGGACGUUUGGCCCAUUCCUCCUGACAGAACUGGUGUCACUGGGUCAUUUUUGUUGGCUCCCUUGCUUACAUCAACCCUAAUUGACAUAAAACUGGAAAAGUUUCGUAUGAUUUCAUGUCAAACAGUGAAGAUAAACAUAAAAUAUCUCUUUAUGCAGUGUAUCAAAACAUCUGGUUUCAACUGUAUGUGCCAUGGAAUGCUUAACGUUUCUUUUCACAUAAACUGUAAGCCAGUGUUUAAGUGCAUUCUUAAAAGUACCAAUUAAACUAAUUAGUAAAUUCAACAGAUGAAGGAUCUAGUUUUGCUCAUCAGUCUAUAAACCAGAGGUAAAGGGACAAAGCGUACCAGUUUUCAAUUUAAACAUUUUCAGGCAUUAAAACAGGAUCCAUACAGCAGAGGAUUAGAUUAACAUUGAGCUGACUGAUAACUUUUCCAACACCAAAUGCUAAUGUGUUUCUUGUAUUACGUGUAUAUGUACUGUUUGUUUUUUUUUGUUUUUUUCUUAAGUUGUGUGGUAAAUACUAAAGAACCACCUACCGGUUCUUUAGUAUUUACUCAUUAACACUAACAACAGCUUCUGUAUAAUUAUUGCAAGCUUAAAAUUUAGCACGUAGUUGUUGAUUAGCUCAAAGGUUGAUGCAUUUAACAGGUCUUAUGUCUGGAAUUUGUUGGACUUUUACAUGUUUCUCAGAAGAUUUUGAAAUACACGUCUGUUCAAAUGAAGUUCCUGGAGCUUCAUAAUGAAAAACUACGGCCUUCAUGUAUCUGCUUUGUACUUUCAUUUAACUAAAAUCAGUGUUACUGGCAUUCCAUGGCACAUAGUUACCUUUAGUUCCUUUACUGUAGAACAGCUGAUAGUUUCAUCUUGUCGGAUUUAAAUGUUGUAUUUAUAGAACCUAGCGACUAUUUUGUGUGAGUGUGAACUGUCCUUACUCUCCAAGUGUAGCUUGAUAGCAUCAGUGGGUGAGUGAUGUGGACAUUAUGCUUUACAUGUCAAGUUUCUUUUCAGUAUUUUUUAAAUUGUUUUUGGCAGAACUGGAUUCUGAGCAGACUUGAAUUCCCCAUGAAACCCCUCAAAAGGCACAUAGAGGUUUGAAACAUGCUUAAAGGUUGUUACUUUUGACAGUAAUGCUCCCUCGUACUGAGUAAUUUAAAAACCACUAAGCUAUAUUUUUCUUUGUAUAAAAAAAUAUAGCUAAAAAAUAUAGCUUGUAAAAAAAGUAAACGGGGUGCGUGUGAGAGUGAAGUGAACUGUGUACCUCAUUUGAAUCUGUCCCAGUUGAGUUUGUUUCUCUUUCCUUCUUUUUUCUCUUGCAAUUUUAGUCUUUGAACGCAGGCGUUGGAAUAAACUCGUGAGACGCUCCUGUGGGGUGUGUGAUUGCACUGAACUGGACAGAUAGAGGAAAUUAGAGAGUGUAAAAAUCAGCAGGAUGUUUAACACUGAGCUGGAUUCAGAAGAACAUCAGCAUCCAGAACAACUAGAAACAAUAUUUGGCCAAAUUAAUAUUUUUUUACUUCAUUUUUUUGAACUGCUUACAAAGGUCAAGAAAAUUAUUUAAAGUUGAGGUCAUUGCAUUUCAUUUUACGCCGGUCUAGUGACUAUUGUGUAAGUUUCUGAUUCACAAACCACGAUACACAUGGAAAACCUGGGUUAAUAUCCCAUCCUGUAAGGACUUUGAACUGGAAUCCUUCAAACUAAUAUGUUCAACUCUGUUUGAAAAGAGGCAGAAGUUGUUAAAUGUUGAAGGGAGUCACUUUCACCAUCUGUUAGUUUACAGAUGUUUAACCCAUGCAGCUGGUCCAUGAAAGCAUGCAGGGGAGGAUGAACCAACUUUCCUCCCACUGCUAAGCACACAUCCUACCUCACUCCAUCCAUUUCUCACUGCUUCACACUUUAUCUCCCUGAAAGGUCAUUCCCAUUUCUUGCCCUGGAGGAUGCCACUGCAAUCUGUUAAAGUAUGUGGAGGUUAGCCUGCGAGGACUCGUGUGCUGAGCGCUAACCAAAAAUGAUGGGCUUAGUUUAUUUAUACAUGUCAUAAAUUAAAACUUGCAGCCUUGAUGUUUUUCUGUAUUUGUCACGAGCACGACACACUUCUGAAGCGGCUUUUACAUAGACCUAUUUUUAUUGCAUGUUUACAAAGUGGCUCUAAAAUUUGGUGUAUAUGAGAGAGAUUUGUUUUUUAUUCCAAAACGGUUUUGUGUAUGGUGUACACAGCUAAUAAAAGCAGAAAAGUGAAACCAA
Molecule: messenger RNA, 4522 nt
Organism: Poecilia latipinna (sailfin molly)
Lineage: Eukaryota; Metazoa; Chordata; Actinopteri; Cyprinodontiformes; Poeciliidae
Gene: fam110d
Product: family with sequence similarity 110 member D
Exons: 2
Coding region: 852-2177 (441 amino acids)
Source: RefSeq, a predicted model, not a curated record